Lotus japonicus is the source of this 1675-nucleotide messenger RNA. RefSeq names its product UDP-D-apiose/UDP-D-xylose synthase 2-like. Lineage: Eukaryota; Viridiplantae; Streptophyta; Magnoliopsida; Fabales; Fabaceae. Bases 86 to 1249 code for a protein of 387 amino acids. Gene Ontology annotation, molecular function: carboxy-lyase activity. The transcript has 9 exons. The record is from RefSeq and is a predicted model, not a curated record.
CGAGUGUCUUGUUCUUGCAUCAUCCAUCACUCUCUCUUCCCAAUCAAUAAUUAGCCUCCACCGUCAUCUUCAUUCAUUCCCAACAAUGGCUUCAUCACGCGUGGAUCUCGACGGCAACCCCAUCGCGCCGCUCACAAUCUGCAUGAUCGGCGCCGGCGGCUUCAUCGGCUCCCACCUCUGCGAGAAGCUCAUGUCCGAAACCCCUCACAAGGUUCUCGCCUUGGAUGUCUACAGCGACAAGAUCAAGCACCUCUUGGAACCCGACAACCUCCCUUGGCAUGGCCGCAUCCACUUCCACCGCCUCAACAUCAAACACGAUUCCAGGCUCGAGGGUCUCAUCAAAAUGGCAGAUCUGACCAUUAAUCUCGCUGCUAUUUGUACACCUGCUGAUUACAACACCAGACCCCUUGAUACCAUUUACAGUAAUUUCAUUGAUGCUCUUCCUGUGGUGAAGUAUUGUUCUGAGAAUAACAAGAGGCUUAUCCAUUUCUCUACUUGUGAAGUGUAUGGGAAAACGAUUGGAAGCUUUCUCCCCAAAGAUAGUCCUCUUCGUCAGGAUCCUGCAUACUAUGUUCUUAAAGAAGAUGAGUCUCCUUGCAUUUUUGGUUCAAUCGAAAAGCAAAGGUGGUCAUAUGCUUGUGCUAAACAGUUGAUUGAGAGGCUGAUUUAUGCUGAGGGUGCUGAAAAUAACAUGGAGUUCACGAUUGUGAGGCCAUUCAAUUGGAUUGGACCUAGAAUGGACUUCAUUCCUGGCAUUGAUGGUCCAAGUGAGGGUGUUCCUCGUGUUUUGGCAUGUUUUAGCAAUAAUCUUCUUAGAGGAGAGCCCCUCAAGCUUGUGGAUGGUGGCGAAUCCCAGAGAACCUUUGUUUAUAUCAAAGAUGCUAUUGAAGCUGUCUUAUUGAUGAUUGAAAAUCCUGGCAGGGCUAAUGGCCACAUCUUUAAUGUGGGUAACCCACACAAUGAGGUUACUGUCAGGCAGCUUGCUGAAAUGAUGAUUCAGGUCUAUUCAAAGGUAAGCGGAGAACAAGCUCCUGAAACACCUACACUUGAUGUGAGCUCAAAGGAAUUUUACGGUGAGGGAUAUGAUGACAGUGACAAGAGAAUUCCUGACAUGACCAUAAUAAACAGGCAGCUCGGAUGGAAUCCUAAGACAUCACUUUGGGACCUGCUUGAAUCCACCCUGACUUAUCAGCACAGGACAUAUGCUGAAGCCGUCAAGAAAGCCAUUGCAAAACCAAUUGCUAGUUAAGGCGGCUUAUAUGGUGAUGCUGAUGUGCUUCUUCCUUUGAGAAGGGUCUUCUUGCCUAGGUGUUCUCCCAUUUGGGGAUUUUACAUAUAUUUUACUGUUUGACUUUCAUAUCCAUGGUAAAUUUUCCUCCUUUUGUUUAUCAGUAGCUCAUAGGCAAUAGCCCACAUUAGCUCAUGCCUUGAUGAGUGAGUGCUCCUGCUGAAGUAGGAAUUUAUCUAGGGGGGAUUCUUUGCUGCCAUGUAAUUUCAAUGUAGAGCUUUUGCAGUGCUGAACAUGUUGAUGAGGCAUUUCAGAUAAGAAAUAUGUUUUUGUUUUUUAGAAUCUGGGUCAUUACUGUUUUGUCUUUCCAGCUCAGUGUAAGUUGUAACAUUCUGUAUGACCCUGUUAAGCCAUGUGCUCUAUAUUAUUUGUUAUUAAUUUAUUGUA